ACACUUUAUUAGGUAUACCUUUCCAGGAUUUUAUGGGACCCCUUUUUUUUGCCUUCAGAGCUUCCUUAGUUCUUCGUGGCUUCAACAAGGCGCUUUCUCCAUGGUGUAAUGUCCAUAUUGACAUGAUGGCAUCACACAGCUGCUGCAAAUCUGUCGCCUGCACAGUGAACUCACUGUCAUGUUCAAGAAAUCUGUUUAUGGCAUUGUGUGUUAUCCUGCUGGAAGCAACCAUCUGAGGCUGGGUACACUGCGGUCAUAAAGCGAUGGAUGUGGCACCAGAGGAGCGCCGCUACGCACAAACAGAGACCGCUCUGUGCUCUGUGCUCUCUCUGUAAGUCAGUUUGGAGAUGCUCCAGGGGACAGUGAGCAGGGCUUGGCUCUGCCUGUCCUUCUGCCUCCUGUUGGGGAUCUGUUCUCCAGCAGAGGAUGGAGGACCAGCAAGUCCUCCUCCUAGUUUCCCCCCUGAGCAAGGGUCAGGGGAGUUGGAUUUCGAGGACUGGGAGUGGGGCUCUGGAUCGUCUCUUCUGCACCUGCUCCACAGCUUCCCCGCUGACAGCCCCUUCACAACAGAGUCCUCAGAAAAGCCAGUCAACUGCACACAGCGCUUCUGGCUCCCUCCAUCAUCUCCAAUCUGCUGGGAAAACAUAGCAGGACCCAAAGAGUUUGCCAGGUCUCGUCUGCUUGUUCUGCAGAACAGGGCGGCCCUGCAGGCGGUGUCCACCUCCAGCGGGGUGGAGGAGGGAGGGCUGUCCUACGACCACCAAGCUAGAGAGGAGGUCCAGGGGAUCCGAUCAGACCACCAGAAAGUGACCGAAACUAUGCAAAGCAUGGAGACCGUGUUUGUCUCUCUGGCAGAGAAGAGGAAAGAGGGCAAGGAGCGGGGUGUCUUUACGAGCAUGAAGGAGCGUCUCGCAAAUACGAGGGAUGCUCUCGAAGGCAGAGACCACGUGGCUAACCACCUGGAGGAGAAGUUUUCCACUUUGGAGGCGACACUUCUCAAUAUACAGCUUCGACUUAGAAAACUCAUCCAUCACUGACGAUGCUGGAAACCCCUUAUUUGAACUGUAUUUGUAUGAUAUGAAUGUCUCAUAACGAUGUAGCCCAUGCAUGCAUGCUCAGGAUGAGUGUAGUUUGUAAUGAGAACAAAACACACUUGAUUUGCACCUUAUUAUGUCACCAGCUCGCCUGCCAAAAUAAAACAUGUAACCAAGAUUCAGCAGAAAUGAAUAAAUGUUACAUUUUCUUGGAGUUCUGAUGAACACAAAGCUGUAAAGUCUAGUUUUACAGUCAACGUUUGACAUAACGGAACAAAAUGAACAUUGUAGCAUUUCUUAAAAUAAACACAUUACACCACA
This is a messenger RNA of Oreochromis aureus, 1355 nucleotides long. RefSeq lists its product as uncharacterized. Bases 348 to 1037 code for a protein of 229 amino acids. Lineage: Eukaryota; Metazoa; Chordata; Actinopteri; Cichliformes; Cichlidae. The record is from RefSeq and is a predicted model, not a curated record. The transcript has 4 exons.